GAUCAUAAUAAUAUCUCCCCUUUCCUCCUAUCCUAGUCACCUCCUGCUCCGUCUCACUCUUGCUUGCCUCUCUGCGUGAUCCCGAUCUGCAGAGCUCGCCGCCGGCGAGCUAAGCCCCGGAGGCGCGCGCGUGGACGCCCCCCCCCCCCUUCUCCUCCGAGCAGCGGCCACCGGUGGCCGCCGCCGCCAUCUCGGUCUCGAAUCGAGGUGGACAGAAAAAAGUCAUCAGCUUUCUGCAUGCGAUUUGGUAGAUACUGACACGUCUUGAUUCUGCUCAAGGAAGGCAGCUGAUUGAUUGGUUGGGAGGGCAAACUAAAAGGGGUGUAAUCUUGGCCAAUUCGAUAGAAAAACACAGAGAUUUAGUGGCGAGAAUGGAUUGGCUGUCCGCGAACCUGCAGGUGAACCCUCAGGUGACUGUCCAUGGGGACUGGGUGUCAGCAGUCAUGCCGCUGAUGAAGCUGCUGUGCUUGACGGUCAUCGGCCUUGUGCUGUCCAACCCGAGGACGCAGAUCAUCCCCAAGGCCACCUUCAAGCUCCUGAGCAAGCUCGUCUUUGCGCUGUUCCUGCCAUGCCUGAUCUUUGUCCACCUUGGCCAGUCGGUCACAAUUCAGAACAUCCUCGACUGGUGGUUCAUCCCGGUCAACGUGCUCAUCAGCACGGCCAUCGGGUGCAUUCUUGGGUACAUCGUCGCGCUGAUCUGUCGCCCGCCGCCGCAGUUUUUCAGGUUCACGGUGAUCAUGACCGGAUUUGGCAACACGGGUAACCUCCCAAUCGCGAUCAUCGGGUCGGUUUGCCAUACCACGGAUCACCCCUUUGGUCCUGGAUGCCACCGCAAGGGUGUCGCUUAUGUUUCGUUUGCUCAAUGGGUCGCUGUUAUUCUUGUCUACACCUUGGUUUACCAUAUGAUGGAGCCACCGAUGCAAUUCUACGAGAUUGUAGGCGAAGGGAACGAGAUUGUGGAAGAGCCUGCACAGAUCAGCAACUACAGUAGAUCUCUGCUUCAUGAAGCGGAAUGGCCAGGGAUGGCUGACAAAGAAACGGAGCACUCAAAGACGCCAUUCAUUGCACGGGUUUUCAUGAGUAUUUCAGGCUCUUCACAGAAUACAUUUCCUGAUAUUGAUUUUGCAGAAGAGGGCACUUCUGGUGCUGGACCUAGCAGUCCAAAAUCGCUAAGGUGUUUGGCGGAGCCAAAGGUUGUAAGGAGGAUCAGGGUUGUAGCUGAGAAGACUCCAAUUCAGCAUGUUCUCCAGCCACCAACCAUCGCCUCCUUGCUCGCCAUUGUCAUCGGCAUGGUUCCUUUGUUCAAAGAUUUUGUGUUUGUGCCUGAUGCACCACUGUCGUUCUUUACAGACAGUUUGGAGAUUCUAGCUCAAGCCGUUGUACCCUCGGUGAUGUUAAUUCUAGGGGGCAUGCUUGCAGAAGGACCCAAGGAUAAUGCCUUGGGUAUCCGGACUAUCACUGGUAUAAUUGUUGCAAGGCUCCUGAUUCUCCCGUGCAUUGGCAUCGGUGUCGUCCUGCUGGCAGAUCGGUUGCAUCUGCUUGUCGAGGAAGACCACAUGUACCGCUUUGUGCUGUCGCUACAGUACUCCACCCCUAGUGCCAUCCUGCUUGGAGCGAUUGCGAGCCUCAGAGGUUAUGCUGUCAAGGAAGCAUCGGCACUUCUAUUCUGGCAGCACAUUUGUGCGGUGCUAUCUCUCUCCAUCUACCUGAUCGUAUAUUUCAGGUUGCUUACCAUUUGAAAGAUGAUGGCCGGCCGCCUUCCAAAAUUGGUUUGUAGCAUUCAUCCUCGGAAGUGAUUUCUAGGGAGAUGGGUACUUGAAUGGAUUUUCAACCACGUCUCCUUAUGGUCAAGUGUAUUUAUAGUAUAUUUAAUUUUUUUUUAGCGAUUUAUAUUUCAGAUACAUGUAGAACUUGAGAACAUGAGAUAUGUUCUUGUCGUUCAUUAGUGUCAAUAUAUUGCUGUUCGCUUGCACAUUUCUUGAUCCGAUUACAGCAUUACAGUUGCUGCUCAAAAGUUGUACAAGUACUGCUACAUUAGAAGUCAAUAUAUUGCUGUUUGAUGCAGUGAUGCUUAAAUAUACAUGCUCUUAUGGAUUAAAUGUAUGUAAUUUGUUAGUGAUUUGUAUUUCAGUUACAUGUAGAACUUGAGAACAGGAUAUAUAUGCUCUUGUUGUUCAUUAGUGUCAA
Molecule: messenger RNA, 2187 nt
Organism: Oryza sativa Japonica Group (Japanese rice)
Lineage: Eukaryota; Viridiplantae; Streptophyta; Magnoliopsida; Poales; Poaceae
Product: protein PIN-LIKES 2
Biological process (GO): endoplasmic reticulum to cytosol auxin transport
Cellular component (GO): membrane
Source: RefSeq, a predicted model, not a curated record